AUGUGUUGUAGUCGCGUUAGGGUUUUGGAGGAAUCAACACUGGAAAUCGAGGAGACACAAGUCGAAAUGGACAGCCCUACUGCAGUAACUACCCCUCCAGAUUCAGUUCCUACUUCGAAUGACGAUCAACCUCGGUUAAAGUUUUUGUGUAGCUUUAAUGGCAGCAUAUUGCCUCGUCCACAAGAUGGGAAACUUAGAUACGUUGGUGGAGAGACACGGAUUGUGAGUGUUCCACGAGAUAUCAAUUUUGAAGAACUGAUGGGGAAGAUGAAGGAGUUGUUUGAUGGAGCUAGUGUAUUGAAAUAUCAGCAACCAGAUGAGGAUCUCGAUGCCCUUGUUUCCGUUGUGAAUGAUGAUGAUGUCACAAAUAUGAUGGAAGACUAUGAAAAGUUAGGUUCAGGAGAUGGAUUCACUCGCCUUCGAAUCUUCUUGUUCUCAAGCAUCGAACAAGAUGACUCAAUACAUUUUGUUGAGAGAGAUGAAAGGGACAAUGAAAGAAGAUAUGUUGAUGCUUUAAACAGUCAUAAUGACUUCCCUGAAGUUCAAGGAAUGACUCCAGUGGAUGAUGUUCAGUUGAUAGAUCAGUACUACAAUCAGUUGAAUAUAGACAAUAAUCUUCAAAACCAGAGGAAUUUUGAGAUGCCAAUGAUGGGAGUUAACUUGCGCCAUGUAAACAUCCCUCAUCAACACUCUCCAACUCAAAAGUAUCCUGACAUGGAGUCACCAUGGAGUCCUGCAUACUAUUCUCCAAGACAUGAAUUCCCGAAUUCGCCCUCCUCUUCACGUUACCAUUCUCCUUAUACUGAUCAAGUUGAUAGAGUUCCUCAAGAAGAUUAUUUCAGGCAACAACAACAUUUCAAUCAUCAACCUCAGUAUGAUCAACAGUCUCCAUUACCACAGAAUCCUGUAUGGAUGCCUCCAACAAACGGUUUUCCUGGUGGAAUUUGGCAUGGAAAUUAUCCAAAUGCUUAUGGGAAUGAGAAUCUUUAUCAUCCAUCAUCACAUGGGCAUGUGCCUCCUAAUGCUUUCUGGAGAAAUGGUCAAACUCCUUCUCAUGGACAUGGACAUGGGAUUCCUCCUUAUGAUACAUCACAAGAAAAUGGUGCAUGUAACAUAGGAUAUAUAAGGACUAAUAGGGAAUCUAGUCCUAGGAUUCCAGUUGGGAUUGAGAAUCAGAAUCUUUGGGUUGAUUCAUCUCCUAAAGUCACACCCAUUAAUGGUGGUGUUAGUUUUACUGAUCAUUCUUAUGGGCAUCGUAUACAAACUGAACAAGUUCCAUUUCUGCCUACACCUGUUCAGUUUAUCCCUGAACCCGUCCAACUCAGUCAUGACCCGGUUCAGAUCAUUCCUGACCCGGUUCAUUUUACUCCUGAAAUUGUCCAAUUUACUCCUGAAAUAGUGAGUAACUUAAAGGAAAAAGAUGGUUUUGGAGGAGAAAACUUGAAUUUACCUAGCAAUCAAGUUAAUGUAGAUGAAAGCUCUCAUAAAGACAAGUCUCCUCUUAAAAAUGAAGAACAUGAGGUCUAUGAUUUGAGUAAUGCACCUCAAAAUAUUGAAUCUGUAAACAAAUCUCAGUUAGAAGGUGCUAAAGAGGUGGAAACUGAAGCUCAAGAUGAUGUGAAGGAUGCUAAAGUUUGUUUUUUUAUAGGUGAUGUGGACACAAACACAAACACAAACACAAACACACAGGUGGAUUUAGAUAGGGAUUCUGGAAGUGACAACCAAAGCAAUUCAAAGAUUGAAGAAACAAAGGCUGAAGAGGAAGCUAAGUCUAGGGGUUUACAGACAAUAAAGAAUGAUGAUCUUGAGGAAAUACGGGAGUUAGGAUCAGGUACAUAUGGAGCUGUUUAUCAUGGAAAAUGGAAGGGGUCAGAUGUAGCAAUCAAAAGAAUAAAAGCAAGUUGUUUUGCUGGAAGGCCUUCUGAAAGAGAACGUUUGAUUGCAGAUUUUUGGAAGGAGGCGUUGAUUUUAAGCUCAUUGCAUCACCCAAAUGUGGUGUCUUUUUAUGGAAUAGUUCGUGAUGGGCCAGAUGGAUCUUUGGCAACUGUAACAGAGUUCAUGGUUAAUGGAUCUCUCAAACAAUUCUUACAGAAAAAAGACAGAACUAUUGAUCGGCGUAAGAGACUUAUCAUAGCCAUGGAUGCUUCUUUUGGAAUGGAAUAUUUGCAUGGAAAAAAUAUCGUUCAUUUUGAUCUUAAAUGUGAAAACCUUCUUGUCAAUAUGAGAGAUCCACAUAGACCAAUUUGCAAGAUAGGAGAUCUUGGCCUAUCAAAAGUAAAACAACACACUUUGGUGUCUGGAGGCGUUCGAGGAACAUUGCCUUGGAUGGCACCCGAACUUCUUAGUGGCAAAAAUCACAUGGUAUCCGAAAAGAUUGAUGUUUACUCAUUUGGGAUUGUCAUGUGGGAAUUGCUCACGGGAGAUGAACCUUAUGGAGAUUUGCAUUGUGCUUCCAUAAUUGGAGGAAUUGUGAACAAUUCAUUACGUCCAACAAUCCCAACAUGGUGUGACCCCGAAUGGAAGGCAUUAAUGGCAACUUGUUGGUCUUCUGAUCCAACCGAAAGGCCUUCUUUUUCACAAAUUUCACACAAGUUAAGAACAAUGGCUGCAGCUAUCAAUGUUAAAUGAUACAAAAAGGACCCAUCAACUACCAAAAUAUGUCAAAUUCGCCCCCUGGACUUGGGAGUGUUUGGCAGCCCUUUUUGGACAUGGGGGCGGGGCUCUCUUUUGUACAUAAUAUAACUCGCGAGUCGCUAGUAUUAUUGUCGUUUGUUUUAGUAGACAAUAAUAUAUUUAGCAUGUAAAAGUAAAACAUAGAAGAUCAUUUUUUUGAUCUUAUGAAUCCCGAUGUAGACAACGUUUUAUAUGGCGAAAAUUUGUAUUUUAAUUUGGUUUAGGAAA
Messenger RNA from Lactuca virosa, 2901 nucleotides. Lineage: Eukaryota; Viridiplantae; Streptophyta; Magnoliopsida; Asterales; Asteraceae. The record is from the annotation of a GenBank genome assembly.